Messenger RNA from Hymenoscyphus albidus, 3900 nucleotides. The record is from the annotation of a GenBank genome assembly. NCBI's taxonomy places the organism in Eukaryota, Fungi, Ascomycota, Leotiomycetes, Helotiales, Helotiaceae.
AUGGGUAACGAGCAGUCAGUUCCGAACCGAAGGCUGUCCAAACCGAGGACAACUUCCUCCGGCAACUUGUUGAGUCAAAUCGUCCCGAAAACACCAAGUCGACACAACUCACAGACGAGAACCCCUUCGAAAUCGCGAUAUAGUUUAUUUUCAGGUUCGACGCCGAGUCCAGGUCCAGAUCCAGAGGAGCCGGUACCUGUGGAAGAUGGCCAGGAGCCACGGCGAAGACGAAGAGAUUUAUUCAGGUCGAGAAGUUCGCAAGCAAAGAGUCGAACUCGCUUAGACGAUCCGGUGAUACCUACCGAGGAUGUCCCAACUCCAGUCGAGUUGCCGGUGCGCAGAUACUCGGUUAACUCGAACUUGACAUAUGCUCAACCGACACACGAUUUCCAUACGUCAAGGCAAGUUGAAAACCGGGAUUCAGAGAACGCAAUUGACUCUGGAACCAGGCCGACUUUCAAUACCCGCGCAUCUUUGCAGCAUGUUCCCUAUCCAGGACAUAAUUCCAGACUCUCGUUGGUAGCCGAAGUUCAUUCGCCUCUACCCGAGCCAGGCGAGUUUACAAGGAGAUCACCAACACGAAGAUAUUCAUUGUAUAAUCAGGAGAGCGAUGUGCAGGUACCAACCCCUCGUCUCUCUCUCUCUAGCCGAACGAAUUCGGAUAUCACGAAUUAUGGGCCAAUUCGACGACGAUCUUUACUCCAGCCAGGAAUUGUAACAAGAAAGCCUGUGGUCGGGAAUGAUUGUCGUCAAUCGUUGCCGUCUCAAAGAAAAUCCUCGCCGCAGUUGGAUGAAAAACUUCAACGUCUCUCCUAUGACAGCAAGUCGAGAAAUCCCCCCGUUCACAACUACGACCUUCCUUCACUUGAACCAGCCAUACGGCCCAGUUCUCCCAAUCAACGUGUCCAAACUCCGAAUUCCUUGGAUUACGGGCAUAUUGGAGAUUUCAAAUUAGGUACUCUCAGAAUCACCAAUGGACUUGCAAGCCCCACGCCCAGCGAUAAGACCAGGCCAAUUACGGCAAAGGAUGAAGAGGAUUAUUUAACAAAUGGAGGUGAAUACAAGGAGACAAAUCGUCCACCUCGACCCAGUCGGAGAAGUAACACUCUCCCUUCUGAUACCAUCAUCGCACCUUGGGUUACGGUUCGACCAGCUUCGCCUUUGCGACACGUACAAAGGGCAGAAAAAGGACUACUGACAAUCGAGACUCGAUUGCCAUUACCUGAUUCUUCACUCUCGCAAUACAAGUUGAGAAACAAACAGUCUCCUAACAAAUCGGAUCCUAACCAAGAAGACACCGAGGAUAUGAUCCCAACGCCAUUUUCUUUUGACACCUCACCAAUGUCAUCAGGAUUUCAAGUUACUAGCAAGAAUACUGCUAUGGAGGAUGAUUUAUUUGAAACCGAGACUGAUGCGCAACCGGAGACAGCUGAACUAGUACGCACAGGAGCGAGCUCAUAUGAUUCUGGUUAUGGAAGCAAUGAUAGUCCAUUGGCAACAAAAUCUUCCAAGGACGAUUUAUCCCCUAAGUCUUUGGAGAAAGCAGAUAGUGGAUAUAGCUCCAAUUUGUCCCUAAGGUCUUUCAACAAGAACCAGAAUGCGCCCAUGGUUCCCGCCAAAGACUCUCAUAUGUUAAAGGUAUCUAGGAUUGCUUCCAACACGAAUUCCGUGUCUUCGGCCUCAGUAUCUUCUACAUUGAGUAGUAAACGAUCGUUGAAAACUCUUUUACAAGGAAAAUUGCUAUCUCGAAAAUCUUUCGAAUCUAAUCACAAUUCAAAAGAAACAUCGCCAGCUCCAGUAACCCCUCAAAAACAAGCUCCUGCAUCACCUUCCACGGACUCGAUUACACUAGUCAAAACUUUAGAUGUCUUCAGGCCGAAUGUGCCACCUAAAUCCGAGUCUCGCAUGCAGUUUUUAGCACAACAGAAGCAUAAGCGCCAACAGAGUUUGCCUAACCAAGCUCUGCCGAACCCUCAAUUGAAGAGUAGCUCUUCAGGGGAACUUGGAAACAAGAUACAGAAGCGUCCGCAAAUCAUCCAAACUGCCCACUCCGAACCAGUUUAUACGGUUCAGGCUAUGCCUGGGAACAAACUGAGCGCUCCUCCUGUUCCACAAGAUACGGAAAGACAUCUCGAAGAACGUGUUGAUGCGUUCCCUGGCGCUGCAUUCCCUAAUACGUUUAACCGGUUUUCCGCCCUGCGUAAAUCUUCCAGCAAAGAGACUCUGGGAACGAUUUUUUCUGUUGGAAGUGCCGAAGUAAGGGAAGAGAUUAAUUUCGCUCGACUUCAAGGGAAAUUGCCUGCCAUACCUUCUCCCAUCGCAGAGAUCCCAUCGCGCAAGCCAGCACCCAAGCAGGAAAUCAGACCGCGAAGUAAUCGCAGAGCAACGAUACAGCCAGCUUCCAACCCAGUCCCAACCUGGAAAUCGGUUGAGGCACGAAGAAGACCAUCGUGGACUCGUUCACGAGAGUCGAUUGUCCCACCGAAGAGUGCUGAAGAAGAGGAGGAAGAGUUCGAGGCUCAAGUGACUUCUUUCGAUGCCAUAUCAUUCUCUCUCGGCAAAUCCCCAUAUGACCUUGCUUGUGUUGCGAAUGCUAUUACCCGACCAGCUAGCACAGGAGCCGUAGUCAGAGCCCGAUCUUCGACCGAAAUGUUUGAAGCUGGCACUGCAGAACGACUCCAAAGACGAGCUGUCUCGGAACAGACGCAGAGCUCGGCUACUCUGCAAAAUCGACACUCCUUUGGCUCCAUGAAAACAAGCCAUCAUGUUUCUUCCGGACCUCCUGGUCAUGUACGUACCAACUCCAGGGAAGUACCACCACCAGCCCACAACAACCGAAGCUCAUGGAAAACACACCCCCAAAAGCCCCAAGAACCCCCCACAUCAAUAUCAGAAGGGGGUGGAAUCCCCAUUCCAGCUCGGGAGAUGAGACAGAGAAAGCCACCCGUCUCCAUGCAAACCCAAGGCAAGAUGUCCCGUCCACGGGCACAAUCCAACGGUCAGCCUACCCCAUCUCCAUCAUCAUCCGAUAGACGGUCACCCCAACCCUCCUUCGAACCCAAACAUCCACCUCCACGAGACAACGAACAAGAAGACCACUGGGCCACCCAAAAAAACUUCUGGGCCGAACGCCGCAAAUCCGCCGGCGAAGCCUUAUCCGCACGCCAGAGCAUGGAACUCUCUCGACCGGGUAGCAUCCGUACGCGCGCCUCACCCUCACCAUCGAUGGAAGCGCAGCGUGAAAAGAUGGCUCAAGGGAUGGGGAUCCCUCGCGCGAGCAGUGCGAGAGCGGAUGUAGGAGGGUGGGGGAAUAGCAAGGCUUGGAGUCAGGUGGUUCCUCCGCGGGUACUGCCCGAGGGUCGACAACCGAAGAGACUUGAGGAAGUGAUACCGUACCAACCGUGGACGGGUCACUCGACGGGUUCGCAUCGGAAUUUCUCGCCGUCGAGUCGGUGGCAGGAGAUGCAGAGUCCGUCUUCGUAUCAUCACACUUACGGCUCGGAAUCCCAGGCUCAACUUUCCACUUCCCCGUCGCAAGUUUAUUACCCCCAAUCUCAACCCCCUUCUCCCUAUCAUCCCCCACGACACGAGGGAUACUAUCCUCACCAAACCAGGUGUUCUUCGAAUCCUAAUCCAAAUCUAGAUCGAGAUAGGCGUUAUGCAAAUCAUGACAGUGGGUAUGGGGCGUAUGAUGGCUAUGGAUAUGGCUAUGAAGCGUAUGAGUACGAAGAGUAUGGAUAUGGGUAUGAGGAGGGGUACGGGUAUGGAUACGGCUACGGGGAAGGAGAUGAUAACGAGGAGGUUCGAGAGGUGGUGAGGAGUUUACAUGGUGGGCGCAUGGGCACGGGGAGGAUGAUGGCGUUGGAGGGGUGGGAAGUUGAUGGGUGUGGUGUGAGGUGA